Molecule: messenger RNA, 423 nt
Organism: Iphiclides podalirius (scarce swallowtail)
Lineage: Eukaryota; Metazoa; Arthropoda; Insecta; Lepidoptera; Papilionidae
Source: the annotation of a GenBank genome assembly
AUGACGUCAUUCGCGGCGUGCACCCGCGUCAUACUUAGUGUUAUAAGAGCGGUCGGAGGAGCGAUGGUUCAGAUCAAAUCUAACGUUGGUUCAGAACGCACGCGCCGUUGCACAUACAAGAUGUAUACAAAUCCCUUCGAAAGGAAGCACUCGGCCUUGAGGCAAACCCUCGACCGCUUGAUACGCGGCGACGCCAGACUGAGCUUCCGCACGAAGAAGUCGUCUUUAAAGAACAACAGCAGCAAUUCAUCAAUUGUGACAUAUAUUCACGCGGUCUGCACUUACAAAAGAUCGGGUUGGACCGGAUUCAAUCCUUUGACGUCAAUGAGUCUGAAUGGGGUCAAUAUUUUAUCGUCAUUAGUUUGGUUGAUGGAAAAAAUACAUGCAUCUGUUUAUUUUCUGAUAUGGAAACCAAUUAAAAAG